UAUACUAUUUGCAGAGAAAAUAAAUUAAAAUGCGUCGAUUGAAAUGUAUAUUCUUUGUGGUUAAGUUAUUUGUGUCUAUGACUCUCAAUUAUGCCAAAAGUGAAGAGACAAAUGCAUCCAUCAGUGAAAUAAGAAAAAGGCGCGCUAGUAUUAUGGAACUUAUGUUCUCGUAUAAAAACGUGCAAGUUGUCAUUUGGGAGUACAUCCACUUGGAACUUUAUGCUAACGAAAGAACCUGUGCGAGGCAAGAGAAUCGAGCUAGCACGUUUUGGGAAGUCGAGUGUCAAUGCUGCGGAGAUGAUUUCUUCAAGCAAAACUUUAGAUUGAAAAGACGGGAUUUCCAGAAAUUGUGUAGCUUUCUGGAUCAUAUUAAAAAGAAAGUAACAAACUUCCAGAAUUCGAUAUGCUUGGAGAAANAUGUAGCUUUCUGGAUCAUAUUAAAAAGAAA
Molecule: messenger RNA, 448 nt
Organism: Rhagoletis zephyria (snowberry fruit fly)
Lineage: Eukaryota; Metazoa; Arthropoda; Insecta; Diptera; Tephritidae
Source: RefSeq, a predicted model, not a curated record